UAUUAGGUGUGCUCAACAUGAGCGUUAACGGCGCAACAUCCGUAAUCCAUUCGACAACAGAAAGGAAGCGUGUUUGAGUCGAAAUGCCCCGAACUUGCAGUGGACCUGCCUGUGAAGUGUCCGGUCCAGAGAGCGGAGAACCUCCACCAGCUCGAACUGAACCGCCAGUCUCCCAGCCAGAGUCUGAUCAAAGUGACCCGAGAAUAAUCAAAUCACCAAACGACCCGAAAAAAUACAGGUACAUUGAGCUGAGCAAUGGACUCAAAGUGCUACUCAUAUCAGACCUCACCCAAUCAGAGAGUAGCAAAGAGCCGGCUGAUGAAGAAGAGGAAGAGAAUGUUGACAGUGAGAGUGCUGAUGAAGACAGGAAUGACAUGAAUAAAUGCAGUGAAGAGAGGAAGAAGAAUUGCCGUUCAGAGAAACAGUCCGCAGCUGCGCUCUGUAUCAGCGUGGGAAGCUUCAGUGACCCUGCGGAUCUACCUGGUCUUGCCCAUUUCCUCGAACACAUGGUCUUCAUGGGCAGUGAGAAGUAUCCGGACGAAAAUGGCUUUGAUGCUUUCCUGAAAAAACACGGAGGAAGUGACAACGCCUCCACGGACUGCGAGCGGACCAUCUUCCAAUUUGAUGUUCAGAGGAAAUGCUUCAAAGAAGCACUGGAUCGGUGGGCGCAGUUUUUCAUCUGCCCCCUGAUGAUUCCUGAUGCAGUUGACAGGGAGGUGGAGGCCGUAGAUAGCGAGUACCAGAUGGGCCGACCAUUAGACUCUAACCGCAAAGAGAUGCUGUUUGGAAGUUUAGCAAAAGCCAGUCAUCCGAUGAGCAAGUUCUUCUGGGGAAAUGCUCAAACACUGAAAGACGAACCCAGAGAGAAGAAUAUCAACACUUAUGAGCGUCUGAGAGAGUUCUGGAGGAGAUUUUACUCUGCUCAUUACAUGACGCUCACUGUGCAGUCCAGAGACACACUUGAUACCCUGGAAGAAUGGGUGCGAGAGAUCUUUAUUAAGAUCCCAAACAAUGGCCAGCCACGGGUGAACUUUUCAGACCUUCAGGAUCCAUUUGAUACCCCAGAUUUCAACAAGCUUUACCGAGUGGUGCCAGUGAGAAAGGUUCAUGCGCUGACCAUCAGCUGGGCUCUUCCACCUCAAGGCAAACAUUACAGAGUGAAACCCCUGCAUUACAUUUCCUGGCUGAUUGGUCAUGAAGGAGCUGGAAGUGUAUUGUCUUUACUCAGAAAGAAGUGCUGGGCUAUCGGUCUGUUCGGAGGAAACAGUGAGACGGGUUUCGAUCAGAACACCACCUACUCCAUCUUCAGCGUUUCAGUCACCCUGAGCGACGAGGGCUUCCAGAACUUCUUCCAGGUCAUUCAUACAAUCUUCCAGUAUCUAAAGAUGCUUCAGUCUAUUGGACCUCAGCAGAGAAUCUAUGAGGAAAUCCAAAAGAUUGAAGCCAAUGAGUUCCACUAUCAGGAGCAGACGGAACCAAUUGAGUUUGUGGCCAACAUUUGUGAGAACAUGCAACUUUUCCCAAAAGAGGACUUCCUGUGUGGAGACCAGCUUAUGUUUGAAUACAACCCAGAGGUCAUCUCAGCUGCUUUGACACUCUUGACCCCAAUGACGGCCAACAUAUUACUGCUGUCACCCAAACAUGAUGGUCUCUGUCCGCUAAAGGAGAAGUGGUUUGGGACGCAGUACAGUGUUGAAGAUAUUCCUCAAGAAUACAGUGACCUUUGGGCUGGAGAUUUCCCGCUGAACCCUGACCUCCACCUCCCCGCUGAGAACAAGUUUAUAGCCUCAGAUUUCACCCUCAAAACAUCAGACUGCCCUGACACGGAUUUCCCAGUCAAGAUAAUCGACAACGAGAGAGGCCGUCUGUGGUUCAGAAAGGACAGCAAGUUUAAAAUACCCAAAGCUUAUGCACGCUUCCAGCUGCUCACUCCAAUCAUACUGGAAUCUCCUAAAAAUCUGGUCCUGUUGGAUCUUUUUGUGAAUAUUCUGGCUCAUAAUCUGGCGGAGCCGGCAUACGAUGCAGUUGUGGCUCAGCUGGAGUAUACGUUAAUUCCUGGAGACCACGGCCUGUUCCUCAGACUCAAAGGAUUCAACCACAAACUGCCUUUGCUUCUGAACCUGAUCGUAGACCACCUGGCCGACUUCAGCACCACUCCAGAUGUGUUUAGCAUGUUCACUGAGCAACUGAAGAAAACCUACUACACCAUCCUCAUUAAACCAGAUCAACUUGGAAGAGAUGUUCGACUGCAGAUUCUUGAGCACCAUCGUUUCUCUGUGAUGCAGAGGUAUGAAGCCAUCAUGGCGGACAUCAGCGUGGCUGAUCUCAUGGACUUUGUGAAUCGCUUCAGGGAUGAGUUACAUAUAGAAGGACUCAUACAAGGAAACUUCACAAGGACCGAAUCUAAGGAAUUUCUGCAGUAUUUUAUAGACAAACUUCAGUACAAAGCUCCUCCAGCUGCACUUCCUGUCCUGUUCAGAGUGGUGGAGUUACCACAGACGCACCACUUAUGUAAAGUCCAGUCCCUCAACACGGCAGACGCCAACUCAGAAGUCACAGUAUACUAUCAGACAGGACUGAAAAACUUGCGAGAACAUACGCUGAUGGAGCUGCUUGUGAUGCACAUGGAAGAGCCCUGCUUUGAUUUCCUGAGGACAAAGGAAACUCUAGGGUAUCAGGUGUAUCCCGCCUGCAGAAACACUUCCUGUGUCCUUGGCUUUUCAGUGACCGUCGAGACUCAGGCGACCAAGUUCAGCACUGACUUUGUGGAAGAUAAAAUCGAAGCUUUUCUAGUCAGCUUUGGGGAGAAGAUGAAUAACUUAUCGGAUGAGGCUUUUCAAACUCAAGUGAGCGCUCUGAUCAAGCUGAAGGAGUGUGAAGACACGCAGCUCGGGGACGAAGUGGACAGGAACUGGUUUGAAGUGGUCACACAGCAGUAUGUCUUUGAGAGGCUCAAUAAAGAAAUUGAAGUCCUGAAAGAUGUCACCAAAGAUGAACUGGUGUCUUUUUUCAUGGAGCACAGGCAUGCAAACAGUAGAAAACUAAGUAUACAUGUGGUUGGAUUCGGAGAGAGGGAGAAGGAAACCCACGGAGAUGAUCAAUCCUGUUCUGCCCCUGAGACUCAGGAUGCAGAAAUAAAGCUGUCCUCAUAUGGGAAUGUGUCGGAGCUGAUCUUCCUCCCCGCCUCGCCCGUCCUCGCCAAAGCUACCAUGAUAACGGACAUCUGCGCGUUCACGUCUUCCCUCAAUCUGCACCCCUACCAUAAAAUCCUCAUGUAGACUGACACAAGCUCAGAAUGACCCACGGCUACCUCCAUGAAAACUG
Messenger RNA from Rhinichthys klamathensis goyatoka, 3324 nucleotides. It is a transcript of the gene nrd1b, whose product is annotated as nardilysin b (N-arginine dibasic convertase). Gene Ontology annotation, biological process: proteolysis. The record is from RefSeq and is a predicted model, not a curated record. Gene Ontology annotation, molecular function: metalloendopeptidase activity; metal ion binding. The transcript has 31 exons. Lineage: Eukaryota; Metazoa; Chordata; Actinopteri; Cypriniformes; Leuciscidae. The coding region runs from base 84 to 3278 and encodes 1064 amino acids.